Messenger RNA from Cynocephalus volans (Philippine flying lemur), 1926 nucleotides. It is a transcript of the gene MED7, whose product is annotated as mediator complex subunit 7. The record is from RefSeq and is a predicted model, not a curated record. Gene Ontology annotation, biological process: regulation of transcription by RNA polymerase II. Gene Ontology annotation, cellular component: mediator complex. The transcript is spliced from 2 exons. Gene Ontology annotation, molecular function: transcription coregulator activity. The coding region runs from base 93 to 794 and encodes 233 amino acids. NCBI's taxonomy places the organism in Eukaryota, Metazoa, Chordata, Mammalia, Dermoptera, Cynocephalidae.
UCAAGAGCUGGAGACCGGAAGUCGGAUUUCGGCUGCGGUGGCGAAGGCAGCUUCCUCCGUAAACCAAAAGCUGAGGUUCUUGAUCCUCCACAAUGGGUGAACCACAGCAAGUGAGUGCACUUCCUCCACCUCCAAUGCAGUACAUCAAGGAAUAUACGGAUGAAAAUAUUCAGGAAGGCUUAGCUCCCAAGCCUCCGCCACCAAUAAAAGACAGUUAUAUGAUGUUUGGCAAUCAGUUCCAAUGUGAUGAUCUUAUCAUCCGCCCUCUGGAAAGUCAAGGCAUUGAACGGCUUCAUCCAAUACACUUUGAUCAUAAGAAAGAACUGAGAAAACUCAAUAUGUCUAUCCUUAUUAAUUUCUUGGACCUUUUAGAUAUCUUGAUAAGGAGCCCUGGGAGUAUGAAACGAGAAGAGAAGCUAGAAGAUCUUAAGCUGCUUUUUGUACACGUGCAUCAUCUUAUAAAUGAAUACCGACCCCACCAAGCAAGAGAGACCUUGAGAGUCAUGAUGGAGGUCCAGAAACGACAACGGCUUGAAACAGCAGAGAGGUUUCAGAAGCACCUGGAACGUGUAAUUGAGAUGAUUCAAAAUUGCUUGGCUUCUUUGCCUGAUGAUUUGCCCCACUCGGAAGCAGGGAUGAGAGUAAAAACUGAACCAAUGGAUGCUGAUGAUAGCAAUAAUUAUACUGGACAGAAUGAACAACAAAGAGACAAUUCAGGUCAUAGGAGAGACCAGAUUAUAGAGAAAGAUGCUGCCUUGUGUGUCCUAAUUGAUGAAAUGAAUGAAAGACCAUGAAGGAUGUUUUUCUGUUUUUCUUUUGGUGAAUAGCAUCAUAUAUUAGUUUAUUUUGUUUUGGACGGUCUUAAAAGAGGUUUAAGUAAAAAUGUAAACACCUUUUAUCUUGACUGUCCAAGUUUUCUGGUUAGGAGAUGUCUCAGGCAGUAAUUUCACUGUGUAACAAGAGUAGGCAAAUGAGUACCCCUGCAUUAAGAAUAAUCACCUUAAAAAGCAGAGUGUUUCCUGCUGUAGUGUGGGACAUUCCUGUUUUUGGAGUUAUAGUAAAACCGCGAAGAUAUCCUCAAUAAUAGCAAGGCUUCAUCCUUGAAAAGUAGAUAUUUCAUUUGCUUUAAAGAUAAUAAGAAAAGGAUAUCAAGCUGUAUAAAUGUGAAAUUAUGAAAUCUUUAGACAUAUUCCAUUAAGAAUUUUGCUUAAUCUCCAAAAAAGUAGUGUAACAUGUUAAAAGAGAAGUACCCAGUAGAGUUAUAAAACAGGAACUUUAUUUUUCCUCGUGACUGUCCCUGUAAACCCACCAUCUCAGCCCCUUCUCCUAUCCUAGAUGGAAUCCUGGGUGUGGGGUUAGUGGUCCCAUUAGCUGUUUUUUGUUUAGUCACUCAGGUAAUAAGUCCUUUGGUCACUUUAGUUAUAAAUAUUCAUUUUAAGAUGGCUAUGUAAUUAACUACACAUUUUCUUUAAAGCUAAGCUUAGACUUGCUUAAGGCUGGAAUCCUGCAAUGGGAAAAGAGUUUGGUGGCAGAUACUGCUAGAUGUCUACCAAAGAUUCUUGUUUCCCUUUGAGAUGUGUUACUGAGCUACGGCUACCCAGCCAUGGACUAUUUCCCCACUGUCCUUGCAUCUGUGUGAGGCCAUGUGACAAAGUUCUGGGUAGUGGAUUAUGGGUGUAGGAAUCCAGGCCUAUCCCAUAAAAAUUUCUUGCAUGAUCCUCCAUUCUCUUCUUUCAAUCUGUUGGUUGGAUUGAAAUUAUUUUGGCCACAGCCGAAAUAACUUUGGAAGCUACUUGAAGAUGGCAAAGAUUCAGUGAGUUUGAGUCCUUUAAUGACUGUAAGGACCAGGUUCUCUUGUUCACUCCUCUUCCCCCAGCUAAUUUGACUUUAUAUGAGCAAGAAAUAAACUUGUUUUGAGUACUGAGA